Molecule: messenger RNA, 721 nt
Organism: Prionailurus viverrinus (fishing cat)
Lineage: Eukaryota; Metazoa; Chordata; Mammalia; Carnivora; Felidae
Gene: SVBP
Product: small vasohibin binding protein
Exons: 3
Coding region: 209-409 (66 amino acids)
Biological process (GO): protein secretion; negative regulation of protein ubiquitination
Cellular component (GO): apical part of cell
Source: RefSeq, a predicted model, not a curated record
ACCCUUCGGCGGCGGGGGGCCGCAACUGUCGGGCCGGCGGGGCGUGGGAAGGCGCCGGGUCGGAGGCCGGAGACCGCGCGAGGCCCGGGCCUCCCCGCCGACCCGCUCCGACGCGUGGGCCGGCCCCGCCGGGCCGCGGUGUCCUCACAGAACCGCGCUGCAGUGUAUGAACGUUUCAGAGAGCUAGGAAGCGUUCAGAAGCCAAGUCAUGGAUCCACCUGCCCGCAAAGAAAAAUCCAAAGUUAAAGAACCUGUCAGCAGAGUGGAGAAGGCCAAGCAGAAAUCAGCCCAGCAGGAGCUGAAGCAAAGACAAAGAGCAGAGAUCUAUGCCCUCAACCGAGUCAUGACAGAGCUGGAGCAGCAGCAGUUCGAUGAGUUCUGUAAACAGAUGCAGCCUCCCGGAGAGUGAGCCACCCGUGUCCAAACGACACGGCCCCCGGAGGCUGUGCUGGUCAGCUUGUUGCCAGUUUUAGGCUGAGCCGGUCCAGUUGGAACCUUACAGAACCAGACAAGACGACAUCUGGGUUCUUCCUAAAACUGGAUAAAUGUGAACUUCCUGUGUGUGACUCCUGCUUCACUGGUUACUCCCGUCUGAAUUGGCCCGAUGCUUGCUGAAGAGACUUGUUUUAUUCUUCUAAGACACUAGACCCUAGAUUUCUUUUUUUUUUUUAACUUUUUCUAUUGUUUGAGAAAAAAAUCAGUGUUUCUCGUGAAACUGUAG